Molecule: messenger RNA, 13263 nt
Organism: Trichechus manatus latirostris (Florida manatee)
Lineage: Eukaryota; Metazoa; Chordata; Mammalia; Sirenia; Trichechidae
Gene: TGFBR2
Product: transforming growth factor beta receptor 2
Exons: 7
Coding region: 9299-10897 (532 amino acids)
Biological process (GO): protein phosphorylation; transforming growth factor beta receptor signaling pathway; cellular response to growth factor stimulus
Cellular component (GO): plasma membrane; signaling receptor complex
Molecular function (GO): activin receptor activity; SMAD binding; type I transforming growth factor beta receptor binding
Source: RefSeq, a predicted model, not a curated record
CCCCACCGGAGCCUGGCGCUGCGCCGGGGGGUCUCCUGGACUCUCCGCCCCUUGUCUGCGUUUGACAGUCGGCCCCGGGCAGCCGGCUCUGGGCGGAAACCGGGAACGUUGCCCCUCGCGGCACCCAAGCAGCUGGACUCCCCGAGCCGCAGGGAUGUGGGAGUUUUUCUUUAAAAAGAGAAGGAAAGUUACAGUGGAAGGGGGCGCGGGGCACGUUGGGGCCCCUUUGUGCGAGCAGGAAAGGCGUUGUGUCGGCCGCGAUCGAGCCGGGCCCCCACCCCCGGAAAGGGAAGUUUGAGAAGUUGGUUAUCUGCAGGCGGCAGGGGAGCCGCGGCCCGGUGCGUCAGUCACCGAGGCCGGCCGGUCAGCUCGCUCACCUGGGCCACCGAGGCGGUGCUCACCUGGCGAUGCCGCGCGCCCACGCAGUUCUUUCCGAGACACCACCUUCAGUGUCCAGUUACUUCCCCCUAAGAUCCUGGAAGUGGCCACGCAUCCCCCAAGGCGGGCUUCUGAGGCCAGGCGUAUUGCAGAAAAGUUUCAAGAAAAGAAGCGAUUUUCAAAGGAAAGUUACCUGGCAUCCACUUGGCCUGGAUGGGGUAGGGGGUGGGAAUGGUCAGGUGGAAGGCGUGGGAUUAUUUAUUGAGUGCCUGCUAGGUGCUAGGUGCCGGGGAUGCUGCCUUCAGGGAGCUGAUGGUUCCCUGAAGUUAUCGUUUGGUGGAAAUCGAAGAGUUAAAAUCAUAAAACAACUGCCCACCUGAUCGAUCUUGAUCCCCAGAGCUUUAAAAUAAUACAAGCAUUGGGAGCAGAAUCCCUGAGACCUCAAGAGUCACAAAGUUUUGCAGCUGUAGUCCACAAAACUGAGCAUCUGUAGCUGUGGUCUGGUUAACUGAGUUUUGGAGCAAGUCUUCUAACCUUUCUGGCCUCAGUUUCCUCAUCUGUAAAAUCCCAUGGUUGGAUUUAGGUAACUUUAUGUUCCCUUUCUCUUUAACAUCUUUUUUUUUUUUCCCUUGAUGACUUGGAGAUGACCUGGGUAGAUAUGGGGUGAAAUGUAGAAGAUACUGACAGCCCACAUCACAUUGCAACACAUAUUUUCUCUACCAAGGGGCACAGACCCGCUUACCUUUAGGUUUGUGCAGAAGAAAUAUGCACUAGAGUCUAGAUGGCCCUGGUGGCUCAGUGGUUAAGAGCUACAGUGUGCUAUGGCUGCUAACCAAAAGGUCAGCAGUUCAAAUCCAGCAGCCACUCCUUGGAAACCCUAUGGAACAGUUCUACUCUGCCUUAGAGGGUAGCUACGUGUUGGAAUUGACUUGACGGCAAUGAGUUUGGUGUUUUGGUUUUUCUAGAUGGUAAAUUUCACAGAAAGAGAAUUUGAGGUAGAUUGGGAACUUUUUAAAAUAUGGUUUAUAUUGAAGGUGGCAUGGGAUGGGAAUUUUUAGUGGGAUGAGGAAGAAGCACUAUUGUAAGCAAAAAAUCCUAACACGUACUUGAGCUCUAAUGUUUAAUAAAAUCUCAGUGUUUCGUUCUUGGAUGUUAUCCUAUACUGCAGUACCAGAAUGCUCCAGAGUCUCUGGUUUUACAACAGACUCUUAAAAUCUGAGCUAUAUUUUGGUAAUAAAUAUUAAAAAUGGCACCCUUACUUUUCUUUGUACAUUAAAAAUCGUUAAAACGUUGGUUUUAGAUAAUGAAAGAAGGAAAUUAUCGGGCCCUGAUUUUGUUAGUGUAUCUGGAAUGGGCUUUGUUUACAAGGAUAAGAUUUAUGAUUUGCAAAUUCCAGACUCAAUAGUUCAUGAGUUUCACUUAAUCUAUAAACGCACUUUUAAACAAGUAGCUUCAAAAGCCUAGUGUUUCGGUUUUUAAUUUGGGUUUCUAAAUAAUUUUACAAAACCUGCAGUUUUUAUAUUUUUAUGGAAUUACAGUUUCAAAAUGGUUGAACUAAGGGUUCAUUUUGAAUUUGCACUCAUUUGAGUCAAAUUAAAUUUUUGAAGAUGGUUGAAGAUAACAAUAGUGAAGAUGAGAAACCAAACUCCACUUACAUUUUAAUUUUUCACGUAAGUAGUUUCAGAAUUUUCCUAACAUAAUCGGUAGUGUCGAAACAUUUUUCAAAUAUCUCAGUGUAAGAUAAGAUAUGAUGAAAUGAGAUUGUUUAUAGCCUCCAAUGAGGUCAGCUGAAUGAACAUCCAUCUUCUGUCUAGUCGAUGGAUAAGUGGGCACAGGAUUUCAGCAUGAGGACAAAUUCCACUGGUAAAUAUAUUGGUACUGUUUUUGUUUUUGACUUAGUAGAUUCACUCUUCCUAAAUGCUUAAAAUUCAAUUACUUUUUAGGAGGAAAACUUUACGUGUCUGAAAACUCUUCAGAUCUGAAAAAUAAUGAUUUUUACUUUUCAGAUACCUCAAAGAAGAUUCCUGUCGAGGACUCAGUGACUCGAUGUGGGUGACAGUGUCCUAGGGAUAAACUUCUUUCUGGUUCCUAAAGCCACUUGAAUGACAUGCUUAUUUUGUGAGGGUCACAGACUGGAGAUCACUAGGCCCAGAAUUUGAUCUUUGGUCUAGUUACUUUUGUUUUUAUAAAGCACAUUUUCCCCUCCAGGCCACUUUUGGCCACUUCCGUUAAUAACAUCUUAUUUUUAACCGGUUAUGGUUUAUACAAAAUACGAACCACAUCUUGAGUUCAGUGCUGGCUUUUCACGGUAGCGUCCAGUGGAGACAAGGACUCGUGAUUCCCUGUGUGGUCAGCAUAACCGCUGAAAGCUUUCCACUUCAGGUGACUACUUACUGUUCCACAGUUACCAACGUGACUUUUGAAAUUCUUCUUUAGGUUCAUUUUUUAACUCUAUUUUCCCAAUUAAGAAUGACACUUCAUUGGUACCAUUGUAAGAAGGGGCCAUGACUCAUUCUUCCCUCCCCGGUGUCUCCUUGUGCCAGGCAGGAUGCUCACCGUCCUGAAUGAAUAAGACUGACAUGGUCUUUGCUCUCAUUUAUUGAACAUGAAGGACAAGUUGUAGGCAAAGAGAAGGAUACACGUUUUAACCCUGUGUACUUGGAAGCCCUGGUGGCGUGGUGGCUAAAGCGCCCAGCUGCUAACCGAGAGGUUUGCGGUUUGAACCCACCAGCCGCUGUGAGAAAAAGAUGUGGCAGUCUGCUUCUGUAGAGAUUACAGCCUUGGAAACCCUAUGGAGCAGUUCUACUCUGUCCUCUAGGGUCGCUAUGAGUCGGAAUCAACUCAAUGGCAAUGAGUUUGGUUUCUUUGGUGCUGGGAAGCAUUAUUGCAUACUGGUAUUCUAUUUUCUAGACCCCCGUCUUCAAAGCCCAUAUUUUGUUGAAUGUGCUAGGAGGGCGUGCAUGUUGAAUGUUUCCUUCUCGGUCCCUCUGGACAUAUUUUUUCACUGACUGCUUCUCACUUUUCUAUCUCUGCCUUUUUACAGGUCCCCAGUUGGGCCACCUUUAAUUCCACUCCCCAUUCCCAUAGCCCGCGGGAUGAACCCAGUAUGUCUGUUCAGCCUUCCCUUUGCAGCUAGGCUGGAGGUAGAAGAGUGUAGGUUCCAAGCUUUGGAAUCAGGCCAUCCUGGGUUCCCAACCCACGUCCCAUUUACCAGCUCUGUCACCUGUUGCAAGUUAUUUUACUCUUUCUCGGUGCCCUCAUUUAUAAAAUGGGAAUCACAGAACCUGCUUCAUGGAGUUUUGGGGAGGAUUAAAUGAAAUAAUGUUUUAAAGUGCUUAAUGUGGUGCCUGCAGCAUAGUAAGUGCUCAAAAAAUGUCAGCUUCUACUAUUAUUAUUAUUAUUAGCUCCUUAAUCUGGUCCAACAGAGCCCUCAGUGACCUGGUUUCCAUCUGACUCUGCAGCGUGACGUCACACCAAGGCCCACACUUUCCCCUCUUGUUGGUAACAUCUCCAGUCCAUUCCCAUCACCACCCACCUACGUGCUGUGAGUGGCUUAGUCAGCUGUGCCUUUGCUGAAACUGCUACCUCUGUCUGGAACCCUUGCCACCUGGUAACGUUCCUUCAUCUUUUAAGACUUAAGUGCCAUCUUCUUAAGGAAACCUGCUUGGAAUGCCCCAGAUUGAGCUAAGUGUCCCCUUCUGGGUACAGGCCUCUUGUAGUUCUUAACAAUAGGAAGCUGACAUGUCUUUAUGUGACUUCCUUGCCCAGUAGACCUUUAGGCCUGCCCACCUGAUCAAUCAAAGGCGAAGCGUGUGUUUUGUUCAUUUAUCUCCUGGAUCUCAUGUCGUGCCUAGCACAUCAUUUAAAAACCCAUACCCUUACCUUUGAGUCAAUUCUGACUCACAGCGACCCCAUAGCACAGAGUAGAACUGCCCCAUAGGGUUUCUAAGGAAUGGCUGGUGGAUUGGAACUGCUGAACUUUUGGUUAGGAGCCAAACUCUUAACCACUGUUCCACCAGCACCCGGGAAAUGCUCAACUGCGCCUCCACUUUAACCUACUGCGGCUAGAGCAACCGAGGUCUACCAUUUUCAUGACCAAGAAGUCACUGUUUCAUGGGAGUUUGAUUUCAAUGAUAAAAUCUUUACUUUCUGAAUGGCCUAGGCCCUCUUCUAAAUAGGCAAUUGCACUGUUUUGUAGUGUGGAUUUGCUUCUUUUAUUCUGAUGAGAUAUGGAGAAAGAUCUUUGAACUUCUGACAAAUGAGAUGGUGAACUCCUAGAAGUUUUUAUCCCACCUCUUUAGCUGUAAAUGUUGAAUUAUUGCAGGAUAUUUGAAGCCAUUGGGUAACUUUUAAAAAGUUUCACCAAAGAAAUUAUCCAGGAAACGCAGAUUGUUUUUUCCUCCAGAAGGUUGUUGAAAAGAAACGUCCCUUAAAAAAUGAAGAGCUAACAUCUAAAUUUAGUUUCUACUUUUCUUUUUUUUUUUAAUCAGAGUUUUGUUUUUUGUCUGUAGGCAGUGAAGCAGAGUUGAUCAAAGGGACGUGCGGUCCCGAAGCAGCCACUGUCUCUUGAAGAGCAGCAUGGAUCUUUUUUAGGUCUGAUGUAAGCCACUGAAAUGGUUGCAAAUAGGGUGCAGAGGAAACCUAUUUCCUGGCCACAGCAUGGUGUUAGUUAGCCAAUUUUCACAUAAAAGCUUAACCAUAUCACCUUGCUAGCUUUUGCCCAUCAGGUCCUGACGUGCAGCUUCUGCGAAUUUCACCUACGUUUUUCAGUAGAAACGUGUUAGCUGAUAUGCCUUCAACAGCAGGAACGCUCACCACUUACUGCGUUCCCUCCUCUCCUUGUAACGUUUCGCUCCCCAGGUACUUGUUUCUUCAACUGGCGCAAGAUAAUGAUUAUUAUAGUUCUUUGCCAGGCAUGUCGGAAGGGUUUGGACUGCUGAGCAGGCAAAUUGGCUUAACUCAGGGAAAAGUAGGGUAGAGAAAGAGGGAGAACUAGCAUUUAUUGAGACUCUGAGCCAGCCACUGGACAUUACUUAUCUAAUUCAAUCUUCAAAAGAAGCCCCGCAAGAUAAGUUGUUUUCUCUUUAUUUUAUAAAUGGAGAAAAGAAGGUCUGCUCAAGGUCACUUGGGGCUCGCCUCUGUGAGUGUGUGCUGAUGUUCUAAGCUCUUCUAUGACCAGUCUUUCCAGGCUGUUUUUUGUGGAGUAAUAAAUGUUUGUACAUGUGUGUGGGGAAGGAAGUUGGUAAGAGAGGUAUGGGUGUAAUAGUCAAGAAAGGAGGAACUUACUAUCUAACAUCCUUAAUUCAGUGCACAUGACUUCACUGAUUUACUUCGUUUGUGUGAUCUGCCUCCUUCCUGAUUGUUUUUGCACUACAGAAAAUCAAGAUAAGGUAGGGUUUUUUGUUUUUUUUGUUUUUUGCACAAGGGAACUCUACCAUUCCUAGUCUGGUAAUAUCAUUUUGGUGGUGGGACCUUGCAGGUGACCCAUGAUUUGACCAUUGAGAUCAGCUGGACAUGCACCAUUUUCAAAGAUGUGUAUUGCUGACCCCAAAUUCCACUCAACUAGGAGCAUAAUCUGUGGACAGGCCUCAGACAACUGCUGGUGAGGGCAGGCAAAACAGAACUUAUUUAACAUCUCGAAGGACAAGGGGACAACUUGACUUUUGAGGGCCAACUAAUUUGAAAACUUGUAGGUGCUAAAGAUUCCCUCCUCACCUGUUCUAUCAGUAUCGCUUCUGCCUUUUACUUACUGUGAUCAGCCUCUUAGAUCUUGGCAUUCAACAUGGAACAACUGUCUCCUUGGGUGUAGUCAGCUUAUGGUCUUCUGCUUGUAGAUCUUUAGGCUCUUGAAGGUUCACUAGCAUCUAUGUUCUGUUUACAGGGUUGGAGCUAUAGAUCAUCAUAAUGGAUUUAGCUUCAGGGCAAGAUAUCACUGGUAAGAUUCAAAUAUAGGAAAGGCUGUCUGCUCUCAAGACAUGCAGCUCUUUGCUUUAUUAUUAUUAUUAUUAUUUCUGAUGGGAUAUUUUUCCCCCCAGUAUUUUUUCAAUUCUACAGCUAAAAUAUAGGACUACGUGGGCAGGGGCUUCUGCCCUUGGCUUUAGAGGGUAAUGCUCUUAUUCUUCUCUGGUCAAGCCCUCGCCCGUUGGGUGAGGAGACUCCUGGAUCUCUGAGUCCAUACAGCCCUCCCUUUUUUAUACCAUAUUUUGGGUUCCUGGGAACCUAAAAUUCCCUGUCCAGGUGGUCCUGAACCAGCUUCUGUGGACUACACAAUCCCAUUGGCUUAUCUUCCUGAGAGCCUUUGUUGUCACUGGUGUGUGCACCCUCUGCUUGACAGGUAGCCAAGGGACAGCUGUGUGUGUGUGUUAGAGGUAGAACUUGGGUGUCCAUACACUUCCUACAAUGCCCACCCUGAUGCAGUAUCCAGGGAGUGGAAAGAGGAAGGCAGAUUUUCGGCUGGAACCCAGAGAUAGUGUCUCCCCAUACCAUUCAAUUCUAGGGAGGGACUUUGAAUAGUCCAGGAAUUCUCAAGUUGUACCUGGUCUUCUAAGACAUUAUGAAAGUAUAUUUGUCAGAUAAGAGAAUAGGACAUAUUUUAGCAGUUAGCUUGUUUUGUAGCUUGAAAUAUUUUGCCUUAUGGUAGGUGGGCCUCCAUUUGUACUCUUGCCCUGGCCCUGCCUGUGGUAGGGGUCCGUCUGGCAUCAGCAACAUUCCUUUACAGAAAUGUUGGGUAGAAAUUAAAUUUUUGCCAGUUGUGUUAUAUGUUCUCUGGAGUAGAGAGCAUUGUUUAUUAAUGAAAAAGUAUUUUAUAAAACUAAGAGUUUGUAAUCAUACUGUUGUAUUUCCUUUGGGAAAUUCAGAUUUUCAUUGUUUGUAUUUUCUAUUCAUUUGGCUUGUCCUAAAUUAAUUUUUUUUUUCCUUAAUGCCCUAGUUGCAUUUCCUCAGUGUAUUGGGAACACUAGGGCAAGGUAAAGCUUAUCUGGAUGUUUUUUUCUACUCGUAUAAAUAUUUUACUGCCUUCUCAAGCCUCUUCAGGAAAGCAAGAAAAUUAAGAGAGUUUAAGGCAGUAAAAAGCCCUCCUGAUGCUAAAAAGGUAUAGAAUUGUCAUAACUAGGCAUUUUAGAGAACCAGCGAUUGGGCAGAAAAAGCAUGAAUGCCUUUGAAGGAAAAUGUGGGGUCACGUAUGUAUUUUCAGCAGAUGCUAGAGCAGCUCUUUACCGGUUCAAGUUGUAAACCAUUACAGAGAUUCGUGGACUGUAGGAGGUAACUCACUCUGCUGCUUUGGGAAUGACUCUCUGUCAUCCCGAAACUCUGCACAACUUUUUUCCACAGGCAAAGGGAAUCUGCCAUCUGCCCUGUAUGAGUGGUAUUCCCAUCUUAGAAACCUUUACCCCAGAGACCACAUAUGAACAAAACCAAAACCAAACCCACUGCCGGCGAGUCAAUUCUGACUCAUAGCAACCCUAUAGGACAGAGUAGGACUGCCCCAUAGGGUUUUCAAGGCUGUAAAUAUUUAUGGAAGCAGACUGCCACAUCUUUCUCCCAUAGAGCGGCUGGUGGGUUCAAACCACAGACCUUUUGGAUAGCAGCCGAGCGCUUAACCACUGCACCACCGGGGCUCCCUACAUAUGGAUGGAUUUCCCAAUAAUGAGAUCUUAUAACCUGUCUGGAUCAGGCUGAGCACUUUGUGUGUACUAUUUAAGCCUUAAAGCAACUCUCUGAGGCAGGUUUUAUAAUGCUCAUUUUUCCAUUUUACAGGCAGAACACCAAGUCCUCCUGAUAUUAGAAACUUACUUAAAGCCACUCAGUUAACCAAUGAUUAUGUUGGGAUCUGAACGAGGAUGGUCUGUCUUAGGGGCCUGGAGCCCUAAUUGUUAUACUGUACUGAAACUAUGCUGCCUCAGUUGACAAAAACCACUUCUCCAUUUUAUCAUUGGUGGUGGGAGAGUCUUGGCAUUAAGAGAAAUAAUGAUGAUACCCAACAUUUUUCCUUGUGCUUUAGCAUUUUUCGUAUAUUGACUCAUUUAACUUCCAUAGCUAAAAAAAAGUUUCAACACUAUACCAGGUAAUCAGACACCAUGCUUGUCUUGUGACCUCAAUGGGAAAAUUAAGGAUGUACAUCAAGGGAUAUAGUAUUGGCUGAAUCAUGGAACAGUUACGCCAUCAAGGAGUCUAAGUAUUCUAGUUAAAAUAGGCACUUUAUUGAUUUGGAAGAAGUGGGGAAGUUCCAGGAUGCAUCAGAUAUGUAGGGGAAAGGUGAUGGAAUGCCAAGGAAGAUUUACCUUGAAACCUGUGGCACUUAAAGACCUCUCCCUGGUAUAAACCCUUCCUGGGCCCUGACAGAAGUCCCACCAAUGUGGUGAACCAGUGUCAGCGCGUCAAAAAUAUGUAAGAAAAUCUGAAAUGCCCGGAACCUCACGAGUCACAUACUAAAGAAACUUUAUAGAGACUUCCCAAAUUUGGAGGCCAUCUAAAAAAUUUAUGUGGCCUUACCUCUAAUGCAUUAUGAAAUUGAAAGAAAGUUUCCCAAAUUAUUCAGUAAUCAAUUAUAAAUUCUGAUCGAGUAAAGGUGCAAUGGGAAGACGGAAUAUUUUUCUAUUUUUUCUGUAGAGAAUAUUGUAAAAUGUUAUCGGAAAAGGUGAUUAAAAAUUACGUGGUCAAAAAUGUAGGGAAAAUAUUUCAGAGAUAUGUCAGUCAGAUAAUUGAUAAGAAUAUUUGUUUUCUUUUAAAUUUUAUAUCUGUGGUAUUUGCAGCUUGUUAAAAUUUGUUAUUUGUUAUGAUACCAUUUGUAAUCCUAAAUAAAUAUUUUUCAUUCCUAAAUUUCUAUUCUUAAUUUUAUAUCCUUUGUCUUAAACAGUGCCCCUGAAAUUUGUAAGCUUCAGCUUCUACAAGAACUGAGUCUACACAUAAUGUUAACGACGACAUGAUGGUCACGGACAACAACGGUGCGUUCAAGUUGCGGCAACUGUGUAAAUUUUGUGACGUGAGAUUUUCCACCUGUGACAACCAAAAAUCUUGUAUGAGCAACUGCAGCAUCACGUCCAUCUGUGAGAAACCACACGAAGUCUGUGUGGCUGUAUGGAGAAAGAAUGAUGAAAACAUAACACUAGAGACAAUUUGCCAUGACCCCAAGCUCCCCUACCAUGGAUUUGUCCUGGAAGAUACUGCUUCUUCAAAGUGUAUUAUGAAGGAGAAGAAAACGGUUGGUGAGACCUUCUUUAUGUGUGCCUGUAGCGCUGAGGAGUGCAAUGACCACGUCAUCUUCUCUGAAGAAUAUAACACCAGCAGCCCUGACUUGUUGCUAGUCAUCAUCCAAGUGACAGGCGUCAGCCUCCUGCCGCCGCUGGGGGUCGCCAUAGCUGUGAUCAUCACCUUCUACUGCUACCGCGUUCACCGACAGCAGAAGCUGAGCCCAUCCUGGGAGACCAGCAAGCCAAGGAAGCUCAUGGAGUUCAGUGAGCACUGUGCCAUCAUUCUGGAAGAUGACCGCUCAGACAUCAGCUCUACCUGCGCCAACAACAUCAACCACAACACAGAGCUGCUGCCCAUUGAGCUGGACACCCUGGUAGGCAAGGGCCGCUUCGCCGAGGUCUACAAGGCCAAGCUGAAACAGAACACUUCAGAGCAGUUUGAGACCGUGGCAGUCAAGAUCUUCCCCUAUGAGGAGUAUGCCUCUUGGAAGACAGAGAAGGACAUCUUCUCCGACAUUAACCUGAAGCAUGAGAACAUACUCCAGUUCUUGACGGCCGAGGAGCGGAAGACAGAGCUGGGGAAGCAGUAUUGGCUGAUCACUGCCUUCCACGCCAAGGGUAACCUACAGGAGUACCUCACGAGGCAUGUCAUCAGCUGGGAGGACCUGCGCAAGCUAGGCAGCUCCCUUGCCCGAGGCAUUGCUCACCUGCACAGUGAUCAUACCCCUUGUGGGAGGCCCAAGAUGCCCAUUGUACACAGGGACCUCAAGAGCUCCAAUAUCCUUGUGAAGAACGACCUGACCUGCUGUCUCUGUGACUUCGGGCUUUCAUUGCACCUGGACCCUACUCUGUCUGUGGAUGACCUGGCCAACAGUGGGCAAGUGGGAACUGCAAGAUACAUGGCCCCGGAAGUCCUCGAAUCCAGGAUGAAUUUGGAGAAUGUUGAGUCCUUCAAGCAGACCGAUGUCUACUCGAUGGCUCUGGUCCUCUGGGAAAUGACGUCUCGCUGUAAUGCGGUGGGAGAAGUGAAAGAUUACGAGCCUCCGUUUGGGUCCAAGGUGCGGGAGCAUCCGUGUGUCGAAAGCAUGAAGGACAAUGUGUUGCGAGAUCGAGGACGACCAGAAAUUCCUAGCUCCUGGCUCAACCAUCAGGGCAUCCAGAUGGUGUGUGAGACGCUGACCGAGUGCUGGGACCACGACCCCGAGGCCCGUCUCACGGCCCAGUGCGUGGCAGAGCGCUUCAGUGAGCUGGAGCACCUGGACAGACUCUCGGGGAGGAGCUGUUCCGAGGAGAAGAUUCCAGAAGAUGGUUCCCUGAACACUACCAAAUAGUCUUCCCGGGGUGGGCUGAACCGAGUCCAAAGGGGCCACCCCUUUUGCCAAAGAUCAGAGGCAGCAGGAAGCUGCCCCUGCACUGAUACUUCCUGGAAAACCAAGGGGGUCACCCCCUCCCUGUACGCUGUGGGGGUGCACAGACUUGGGCGCAGCGGGGAGCGGGUGACAUGAAGCGUUCUGUGCUUUUGACCUUGUCAUAGGAUAAGCUGUGUUAGCACUGCCUCAGGAAAUGAGAUGGAUUUUUACAAUAGCCAAUAACAUUUGCACUUUAUUAAUGCCUGUAUAUAAAUACGGAAUAGCUAUGUUUUUUAUAUAUAUAUAUAUGUCUAUAUCUAUAUACACAGCCAUACUCUGAAAGCAGACAAGGAAAAAGAUCAAAAAUUCCCAGGAAGUUGCUUUUAUUGGAGAGCUCUAAAACCGAGCAGAGGAGGUAGCCACCCACGACAGUAUUAGCGCUUGACAAUCACACAGGCGAUGGUUCUCUGAUGAUGUUAGGGGGGACUUUGCAUUAGGGAGAGUGGUUCCUUGUCUCAGAGCCUGCUAUUGCCAUGUUGCCCUUGCUCUUGCAAAAUCCUAAUUCUCUGCAAGUGGGUUCUCUUCUGGUGGUGGAGUGAGAGACUGUUGCACUGUCUGGGGACCGGCGUGCCUAGGGUUCCUGCGUGUGGUUGUUUCUCACGGACUUCUCCUUUGAGCCUCAAACCUCACAUCUGGUGUGUGAAUCACUGUAGCUCCCUCAAUCUGACUCAGAAACUCGGCCCUGUCUCUAGAUGUGGAACGUUUUGAGAGCCGCUUUUUACCUUCAUAGGCUGUAGAAAAUCAGAAUCAAUUUCCCAACCCGCGGGAUUAGAAAGCUGUCUUCUAUUUGCCACACAUUUUACUAAUGAGAGAUCGUUCUUUUUUCUGUCUCCCCCAAUACCUGUAUCACUAGUCUACGUCCCGUCCCUUCACUCUUUCUUAAAAGGGAACAAAUCCCCCACCCCCACCCCCACCCCCGAGGUUCAUCAUGUUUAAUUUUUCAGCACACUUGGUUUGAGCCUCUAACUUUCUAUGCAAACACCAAGGGAUUCCAUCUUUCCUGGUCUGCUGGACGCUCAAGCACAUGUGAGCCUAGUGGAAAGGAUUGGCGUGACACAAUGCUGCCACAUUCAGGACUAUUUCCUUGGGCACUCUGAACAUGUUUUGUUUGGCCAGCAUAGCACUUAAAAAGAUUGAGCCACUAUUUAAAUAUUUGGAAUUUUUGCAAAAAAAAAAAAAAAAAAAAAACAAUUGGAAUCCUGGGUGAGGAAAGCAGAUGGUUUCCAGUUCUUUCGAGUCCACAUCGUUCUUAAAGCACAGAUAUGUACACACUUAGAAAGCAGCUUCAGUUCUCACUGUAGGCAUUCGCCAAUGCCCACCUUCACCCCAGUCUGGGAAUUAAACCUGACCUUAACCAAGGUGCCUUCUAAGAAAUGUGUGUCCAAGCAGUCUCUGGCUACAUAAGAUGAUGUAGAUUCUCUCCCACUGACCUGAUCUGAGUUUAAGACUUGCAGUUGACCUUUCAUUGGACUGAAGGGGACCUCCUCUUUGUGGCCCUGGUUAACUUGAGUCUCUUUUAUGUUAAGAAUUUUUUGAUUGCUCUUUACUCCAAGAUGCUUUUCUUAUGGUUCCCAGGCCCUCCAUGAUGCAAACCUUCCCAACCUUUGCAGAAUUUGCUAGCGAGAACUUCAGUGUGGAAGACGAGAGUCCCAUUUGCGGUUAGGGACUUGUCCACGUGCACAAGAAGAAAGAAUGAGCUUUAAUUCUCCAUAGGAAACUCGUUAACCCAUGAACAAAUGUUGAUGUUGCUAGCAACAAUCUCUUUUUUAAAAAUGUUUUUUGAAGCUACUUAUUUUCAGCCAAAUAGGAAUAUGAGAGGGGCCGGCAGCGAGCAAAACUCAGCACAACUAUUUGGAUUUUUUGGAAGGCCUCAUUUCAUGGGGGUUUUAGGAGAUACCCUGAAGUUUGGCAUUCGAUGUGACUUCCAGGCACCCUGUUCAGUGGGGGUGGGCUGAGAGAGGUAAGGCGCAGGGUGGCUGCAAUCCCAUGGAAGCACCUGGAAAAUCCAUGUGCAUCUUAGGGCUUGCUGAUGCCGUCCCAACAGCUGUUGCUCAUUGACCUCUAGUGAUGGAUUUCUAGAAUACUGGUCCAUUACUGGGCUCUUCCAAGAUUCAAAGAGCUUUAUCACUUCUGAGUCAUCGUCAGCAUAAACUGGAAUGUAGUGUCAGAUGAUACCACGGCCUGUUUUGUUUAAGAUGUUGUUGUUGUUGUUUUCUUAUUCAAGGUAAAAGACCAAGGAAUAACAUUCUGUAAUUCCUAAAAAUACUGACCUUUUUUUUUUUUUUUUA